Messenger RNA from Phaedon cochleariae (mustard beetle), 3837 nucleotides. The record is from the annotation of a GenBank genome assembly. Lineage: Eukaryota; Metazoa; Arthropoda; Insecta; Coleoptera; Chrysomelidae.
GCGUUCUUUCAGUAGAAAAGUGAAAAAAAAAUCUUGAUUAUUAUUAUUGAAAAAAUUAUGUUCAAUCCAAUGGCUCAAUGAAAAAUCUGAGGCAUGUGAAUUACAUGCAACUACAGAAUCCAACUAACACUACCGCAUCCAAGCUUUGACACAUUGUUAAAGGUGUAGCUAGGCUAAAUGGUGGGACUUGGAUUUGUUUCGUGGAUCAGGACUUUUCAGCCCAUAGGAAAUGUCCGAAAAUACUGAUGAGUUGCGGAAUAUGCUAGUAUCUUUUCGUGUUUCCGAAUUACAAAUGCUAUUGGGUUUUGCCGGAAGAAAUAAGACUGGUAGAAAAAGCGAACUUCAGCAACGAGCUUUAGAGCUAUUGAGGGUCAGAUCUCAUCCAAUUCACCAGAAAAUCAAAGACCUGUAUAAAACUACCCAACAAGCAGGUAGUGCUCCACCGACAAGUACCUCUCCAUCAAGACAAGACCUCUCUACAGUUUCCCCACAAGCAAAUACUAUGCCUCAACAAGGGAAUAUACCUCGUUCCACAGCUACUGUUCAUCCUUUUAGUGUGGACACUAGAGCAAUGGUUCGUCAGCAGCCUAUGUAUCAACAAAACAUUUAUUCUCCAUACCCCCAAUAUUCCACUGCCAAACAGCAACAAAGUGUUCUGGCAGCCAAUUACCCUAUUCAUCCAGAUGUCAACUUUCGAAGGUUGCCAUUCUAUGAUAUUCUGGCAGAUCUGUUGAAACCCUCUUCUCUAGUACCUCAAAGCAACCAAAGGAUGCAAGAGGGUACUUUUUACUUUCACUUGACCCCACAGCAAGCCACAGACAUUGCCAGUUCCAGAGAUAUACGUCCAGGAGUGAAAUGUGACUAUGUAAAGCAAGUCCAGAUGCGUUUCUGUCUACUGGAGACAACUUGUGAACAAGAGGACUAUUUCCCUCCCAGUGUUAUGGUCAAAGUUAACAAUAAAUUAUGUCCCCUGCCAAACCCCAUUCCUACAAACAAACCCGGCGUGGAACCAAAAAGGCCACCGAGGCCUGUGAACAUAACUCAGAUGGUCAAAUUGAGCCCCACUGUGGCUAACACUAUAACAGUGUCUUGGGCGGCAGACUAUGGCAGAGGAUAUGCCAUCACAGUGGCGCUGGUUCACAAGCUGAGCUCCUGUGAUUUGUUGCAGAGAUUGAAAAACAAAGGGAUCAAAAAUCCUGAUCAUACCAGAGCUAUAAUCAAAGAGAAGCUGAACGACGACGACUGCGAGAUCGCCACCACGUCGCUGAGGGUAUCGCUGAUGUGCCCUCUCGGAAAAAUGCGAAUGACGACGCCCUGCAGAGCCAUCACUUGCAGCCAUCUGCAGUGCUUCGAUGCCUCGCUCUUCCUGCAAAUGAACGAGAGGAAACCGACGUGGAAUUGCCCUGUGUGCGACAAGCCGUCUCUAUAUGACAAUCUCGUCAUCGAUGGGUAUUUCACUGAAGUGUUGGGUUCUUCUAUUCUCUCUGCUGAUUGCAACGAGAUUCAGCUCAACAAAGAUGGUACCUGGAGUGUGCAGUUGCCAGAGAAAAAACAAAUUGAAAAAUGUAAAUCUGCUACGGUUAUUGGCAUAGAUGACUCAAUUGAAAUUAUUGGCGACGAUUGUGAAAUAGUGAACACCAAUCCGGCGGCAACAUCGACCAGCGACAAGAAAGAGCCCGUUAAGGUGGAGGAGAAGAAGAAAGAAGUGGUCGAUCUGACGAUAUCAGAUUCGGACGACGAUGAACCUUUGGCCAAACGAAGGGCCGUCAAUCCCAAACCAGAUUCGACGAGCCUGUCGUCGAACGGCACCCAAUCCCGCGCCGCCGCCGCUGCCACCCCCGGUCCCGCCUCGGUCUCCAGCAGCGGCUACCCGGUCAGCCCGUCGGUCAUCAACCUCGACAGCCCGUCGCCGCCCCGAUCGCCGCAGCCGCCCGCACCGACUCCCGCUGCCCAAGCUGCGACCGCGCAGGCGCUGCCCGACGCGCAGACACCCGGUGGGCAGCAACAGGUGGGCGUGGCCAACGAUAGCGGGCAGCCUGGCGCUCCGGUGCCGUUCGUCAGUCCGAAUAGUAUGCCGUUCUUGGAUUUGGAGGGGGACGGAACGGUUGCUGCUACUAUUAAUUAUGCGACGGGGUAUUGAGAAGGGGGGGGGGGGGAGAAGGGUGGUUGUUGCUGACUUGGUUUUUUGGGAGGAACACUUGUUGUUUGUUUUUGUUGUUGGAAAGGUAUGCGUUUUUCUUUAAGUAUCAACAUUUAUUUGUAUAACACUGUAUGAUCUCUCAUAAUCUAUACAGGGUGAGUCGGUUUUGUUGCAGGACUUCAACAGUUUGAAGAUCACAUAUUUUUAAACGGAGAUGUACAGGGUGGGCAAAAUUGGGCGUUUUCAUAGGCUAUCUCAGUAACUGAAAGAGUUAUCAAAAAAUCGAUAUACAUGUUACGGGUUCGAUUUUAGAGAAACCUCGAAUGGUACAAUUGGAAUUUUGAUAUCUCCAUUCGUUUCAGAGAUACUGGGGGAAAUUGAAAAAUUGCCGAUUUCGUUUUUAUUUUCUGAGUAUUUUAUCCAUAUUGAAUGAUGCGUAGAAUCCAUUGGCAUCAUCAGAAAUUUUAUACAAGAAGUGCUAAUGAAACAGUGGCAAAACCUGGAAAACAGAAAAUAUCACACCACCUGUAUAUCGAAAAAUGAGGUCAAAAUACGCCGAUUUAAAGCAACGAAACUGCUUCGCUUCCGAGAUACAGGGUGGUAAAUUUAAGAAAUAAGAAUCGACAAAGUAUUUUGAAAAAUCCAUUUUUGCACUGCCUAUUCACUGACCAAAUCACAUCCACGAAGAUAACAGCAAACAUUUUUUAUUCAAAAUAAAUUGAAUAUUCCCGUGAGGCAUUGAACAAUACAAACCGAAAUAUCUCGGAAACGGUUUACUUCAGCAAAUUUCCACAGGUGUACAUUUUUUGCUAGAAAUAAACAAAUAAGUGAAUAACUACACUGAGAAAAAAAGUUAUGGCCAUUCCCAUCCCAAGAAGCCUCCGGCAACCAAUUUUUGAAUAGAUACGUUCUAAAACGUUCAUACAUUUUGGAAAACUCCAUUUUUAUUUUUUAACUGCACAACCCUGUAUCUCAGAAAUGGAGCAGUUUCGUCCUAAGGUAAGUUGCUUCACAUCGGUUUAUUUUUACCUCAGAAAUAUCUGCUGAGAUUUUGUACAAAUCUCUUAGGAACACCCUGUACAUAGGGAACAAAAAUUUUGUUUCAUUUGUAUCACAGAAAAAAAAGAGUUUUAGUUGAUUUUCUUGUCUUGUUCCUCUUGAAAAAAAACAGCUUCUGAAUCUCCAACGAAAAGCAAAAGAAGAACACAUCCUUGAAAACAUAGGGCCCAUGGUUUUACUAAUAUGUAUUUGGUAAAAAAAAUAUGGGUGAAAAAUGAAAAGUGAUUUGGACACUGAUGGGCGAGGAUAGAACACUUUUGUUACCACUUAGGUUUUAUUUUUAUAACUAUAAAUCUGUUCAGGAAAAAGAACUUCAACCAGUAGAUCCUUAGUAACUUAGUAUCACUCAAAUCGUUGGUCUCCAGCCUUUUUUUUAUGAAACUACUGGAAUCGUGUUUUAUACUAUAAGAGAUUUAUAUUUACCUUCUACUGUAAGUCAUUAUAUAUUUAUAUCAUUGUUUAUAAAAAUAUCAUCCCUAGUGUUAAGUUUAGUUUAAAUUUGGUUAUACUCUCUCUAUUUUCUCGUGGUGAGAACAAUAGAUUUCGUCUUGAGUAUGAGAUAUACUGGAACGAAGAAACUGUCAACGUCAUACUAACGAUUUGUUCUUGUUUAUAGACUCCAAUAAAAUGAAUGGACC